Cannabis sativa is the source of this 1390-nucleotide messenger RNA. RefSeq names its product ABC transporter I family member 17. The transcript is spliced from 4 exons. Gene Ontology annotation, cellular component: membrane. NCBI's taxonomy places the organism in Eukaryota, Viridiplantae, Streptophyta, Magnoliopsida, Rosales, Cannabaceae. Bases 386 to 1195 code for a protein of 269 amino acids. The record is from RefSeq and is a predicted model, not a curated record. Gene Ontology annotation, biological process: phosphate ion transmembrane transport. Gene Ontology annotation, molecular function: ATP hydrolysis activity; ATP binding; phosphate transmembrane transporter activity.
GUUUUAAGUUAUGGUGGCAAAUGUCAAAUACCCUCAAAAUGUGUAAUGUGUUUUAUUGGCUUGGAACAUAGACACAGGCAACAAAUGGGACACGAGAUUUUCUUCCUUUAUUUUUUUUUGUUUUCUAAUAAAUUAUCCCUUUUCUUUUUCAACUUGACACUACUAUAGACAGAUUUCGCACUUGAAAAUUCUGAUUCCCAAAUUCUUUCUCUUUCCUUUCCUACAUAUAUGACAAUGAAAGAAUGAGAACAAUACAACAACAGGUCCAACUGGUGGAGUGGACUCUGGAGGAGGUUCUUCUACGUACCUUUAUCUAUAAUUACAUUUAUUCUUCUCUCUCUGUCUCUCUACCGAAAUUCAUAUUGACCAACCUCGACCUUUAUCCAUGGCCUCAGCCCUUGCUGCCGAGCUUUUACCAGAACAUGAGGCGAGAGAGCAUCUACUAGAGGUUGAGGAAGAGAAGGAGAAUGGAGCAACUGAAGUGAAAUUUCAGAUUCGAGAUCUGACAAAAGAAUUAGAGAACGGGGAUCAGAUUCUAAAGGGCGUGAGUGUGGAUAUACCCAAAGGAAUGAUCGUCGGAAUCAUCGGUCCCAGUGGUAGCGGCAAAUCGACGCUGCUCAGGGCACUCAAUCGCCUUUGGGAGCCACCUUCUGGCUCUGUCUUGUUAGACGGACGUGAUAUCUGCAACCUUGAUGUUCUAACGCUCCGCCGUAAGGUCGGCAUGCUCUUUCAGCUUCCCGUUCUCUUCGAAGGCACAGUUGCAGAUAAUAUAAGAUAUGGACCCCAGCUAAGCGGUAAAAAGCUAAGUGAGCAUGAAGUACACAGAUUACUUGCCCUUUCAGAUCUUGAUUCCUCCUUUUACAGUAAAAUGGGUUCUGAGCUCUCAGUGGGUCAAGCUCAAAGAGUGGCACUUGCUAGAACUUUAGCUAAUAAGCCUGAGGUUUUGCUUCUGGACGAACCAACAAGCGCCUUAGAUCCCAUAUCGACCGAGAACAUAGAGGAUGUUAUAAUAAAGCUGAAGAAGAAACAGGGGUUGACUGUUAUAAUGGUUUCACACAGUAUUAAACAAAUACAGAGGAUUGCUGAUGUAGUUUGCCUUCUCGUUAAUGGUGAGAUUGUUGAGAUUUUAAACCCUAAUAAGCUCUCCGAGGCCAAGCACCCCAUGGCCCUAAGGUUUCUUCAGCUCAGCUCUUGAAAGCUCUGAAUUAUUGUAUAUCUUUUUUAUUAUUUCCGAGCUGUAAUGGUCUAUUCCAAAUCAUAAUUGAGGUUUGGAAUGCUCAAUGGUGAAUCCUAUAAUUUGGUUAAUGAUCUCACCAAGUUCUGAGUUGCUUCCUUAACUGAAUAAUCUUACUUUGAAAAUGAGAAGCAUUUUAGUUUUCAGUAUAUAAAA